GAUUAACGCAAUAAAUUUGACUCGUUGCAACGGAUUCACAAUGGAGGUUUAAUGAGAGUGGCGUUUAUUUAUUUACGACUUUGAUGUAGAUAACUAGCAGUUAGUCGUUAUAAAUCUCGGCUUCGCGUUUUGAUGCUCAACUUUUGUAGGCGAGAAGAAGGUUCGAGGGCUUAUCCCAAAGUCUUUUUCUACGUGCGGAAAUAGUCUUCAGGGCUAACGCUAUGUAGCAAGCUAAUAGCAUCCAUUUACGCGUCAACUCUGAACUUGUGAACUUGCACGCUAUUGUAAAUCAUAUACGAAGUUUGCAGGCAUGACCGAGUACAAGCUGGUGGUGGUCGGUGCGGGAGGCGUAGGGAAGAGCGCUCUCACCAUCCAGCUCAUCCAGAAUCACUUUGUGGAUGAAUAUGAUCCAACCAUCGAGGUGGGACUCACGUUUGCUGUGAAUGUGUCAAGACUCGUACAGGAAGCAGGUGGUGAUCGACGGAGAGACGUGUCUGUUGGACAUCCUGGACACUGCGGGUCAGGAGGAGUACAGCGCCAUGAGGGACCAAUACAUGAGGACCGGGGAGGGCUUCCUCUGCGUGUACGCCAUCAACAACACCAAGUCCUUCGAGGAUGUUCACCUGUACAGAGAGCAGAUCAACCGGGUGAAGGACAGUGACGGCGUUCCCAUGGUGCUGGUGGGCAACAAGAGUGACUUGAGCUCACGCUCAGUGGAGACGCGACAGGCACAGGAACUGGCCCGAAGUUAUGGCGUGCCCUUUGUCGAGACCUCGGCCAAAACCAGACAGGGUGUGGAGGAAGCGUUCUACUCGCUCGUAAGGGAGAUCAGAAGAUACAAGGAGACCAACCGCAGCAACAAGAAGAGCAAGAAGAACACUCAGAGACGUUGCAUGAUACUAUAGCGAUACACACUCCUCCUGUAAAGCUCUUGUCUCUCGCACACACGCACACACACUAGCCCCUCCUAUAUGUCAGGUAGACCACAAGAUAGUCAACAUAUUUGUCCAUUUAAUGCUGUGACUGUCCAGAUCAAACUAUGGUUGGUUAGGUUUUUAACAGCAGCAUUAAUUAAUAUAUAUAUUUUUUUUUAGAAAAUAAACUUUUCUCUUAGUGAUUUGUUGCUAAUAUGUGCUGCAGUGUCACUGCACUUUGCACUAAUGACUCAUUUGGGUCAAAUUGUGAUAGGCUGAAGCCUUGUGUUGUCUGCUGACAUUUCAAUGAUUUUUGACAUAUAGUAAAGCUAUUUCCUACUGA
Molecule: messenger RNA, 1257 nt
Organism: Phyllopteryx taeniolatus (common seadragon)
Lineage: Eukaryota; Metazoa; Chordata; Actinopteri; Syngnathiformes; Syngnathidae
Product: GTPase KRas
Exons: 5
Coding region: 444-905 (153 amino acids)
Biological process (GO): Ras protein signal transduction
Cellular component (GO): plasma membrane
Molecular function (GO): GTP binding; GDP binding; GTPase activity
Source: RefSeq, a predicted model, not a curated record